AUGCACGAGGAACCGUGGUCGCUGCCUUACCUACCUGCUCCAUGCCUUGGAUUUCGUUCCUCCUUCGUCGCGUCGCUGUUCACUGCGGCAAGGCAGCCACGAGGUCAACUGCCGAGUGAAAAUCACGUUCAUUCGCAAUUAUAUCCUGGGCCAUCUGCUCAAGAUCAUCGGGCGCUGAUCAACUUAGUCCCAACUGUAACUGCAACAUGGCUGUCAUCUCAUGUAGGAUUUUAUUCUAUCCAAUCCCAAGAUAAUAACUGCAAAGAAUUGAAUCUUCAACUACGUAUUAAAUAUCUAGCAAUUUCUGUGAUUAUGUAG
This is a messenger RNA of Necator americanus (New World hookworm), 318 nucleotides long. RefSeq lists its product as uncharacterized. The transcript is spliced from 2 exons. Bases 1 to 318 code for a protein of 105 amino acids. NCBI's taxonomy places the organism in Eukaryota, Metazoa, Nematoda, Chromadorea, Rhabditida, Ancylostomatidae. The record is from RefSeq and is a predicted model, not a curated record.